Messenger RNA from Mesorhabditis spiculigera, 1998 nucleotides. The record is from the annotation of a GenBank genome assembly. Lineage: Eukaryota; Metazoa; Nematoda; Chromadorea; Rhabditida; Rhabditidae.
AUGAAGCGCCUCUUCGGCAUCUUUGGAGGCGAAAGCGUCCAGCAAUGGCCCAGCAUCUUUAGCCGAGAAUUCGAUGAUGCUAAAUGGCUGGCUGACAAGACAAAUGGCCUGCUUCACCGACAGCUGGAAAAUGACAACUUCUUGGCCCUGACGAAUUGCCUCAACAGCAGCAUCAAUAUUCUGCUUCCCCAUCAGCCGUUUCCGGUCACGAAGGCCAUUUCACUUCUGCAAACGUGGGAGGAGUCGUUGGAGCAGCACCGGGCGUUGUCUUCUUCGACCAUCGACUUCAGCAAGGGUCUCUUCUUUCGCCGGGCCGCAGAUGUUCUUUUCGCCAAACAGAUUAAGGCUCCUCUUCCAGACCCUCGGGUAGUGCUGGUGAUUUGCACGCUGCUCGAACUUUCUAUCGCCUACCUUGAUGUCCAUUACGAUGAAUUGGGCAGUGAAAGAAAGACUUUGAUGGCCUUGGAGCUACUUGAAGCCAGCGCUUUGCUAAAGAAGAAUCUUCACGUCUACGGCAAGCGCUCCGACCUCUCUAUGCUUCUCUCCAUGAACAUGCAAGCCGAGAUGUGUCGCGCGUUUGAAGCCGAUUUCCCAAGCAGUUUCCGUCUUUUCGAAGAGCUGCCCAGUUUCCGGGACAUUGACGGCGAAAAGGUGGCAAAAUAUACUCGAGAGCUCUGGAAUAUGCGUGCCAACGGCGAUUUCUUGCGCCGCGCCUCCUGGCUGAUUCACUACGAGAAAUUGUGCUGGCCCGCUGUUCAUCAGUGGUUUGUCGACAAUAGUGAGAAUCUGCCGACCGUUGAGCGAUUCUCGUCGCUGGACUACGAGAUGUUCUUUGUCAUGUGUGGAGCUUACGGUGCGGCCAAUCAAAUGGAGGAUCUCAUUUUCCCGGCUACUAUUCAACCGGUCCAUCAAUUGACCACGGAUCAGCUGAAGGCAUGGGACGCCAUGCACGCAUUGCUUGACGGGGAUAAGAAAAGUGCUUUCCUGUAUCGUCUGGUGCAGGAAGUGACUUGUCUGAAGAAGCCACCGCAGGGUGCUCGUCUCGUGCAUGCGGUUUACGAGUACCUCAAAGAAUUUCCGGAGGAGAAUGUGCGCAAGAUGGGCGUGAAAUACGCGCAUUAUCUGACGACGCUCUUGAUGCGUUUGGGCGUGACAACUGUCCCUAACUCUGUGCAGCUUUUCCCCUCGAAUGCGCCUCCGUUUACGCAGCAAGAAGAAGAGAUCAUCCAGGAAGAGCUGGCUUGCCACAUCGCUCUUUCCGAGGCCGGCGCUGGAAAGUUCGAACAAGCCGAAGGCAGGCUGAAGGCCUUCACUGGCAAGCCAAGCCGUGAGGCCCUAUUGGAGGUCUAUGCCGUGUGGUCGAUGCAUGCUGCCAGCGAAGAAGAAAAGGAUGAGAUAAACGAGAAAACGGAUGACGUUCGGAUGGAACUUUACGGACAAGAGAAGCUCAGCAAGCCCCGGAAUAACGAGCAGACUUCGCCUCCACGCCCCGAUGCCUUCAAUAUGGCUCUCCAUCUGCUCAACUCGGGACAGGCCAGCCAGGAAAAGCCGCCCCGUCGAUCAGUGACCGCUUCGGAUACUACUAGCCCUCUGCUCCCUAGCGGCAGCCUCGACAACUCGUUCGUCAGCGCGGUUUCGCAGCUAACCCCUGGCUCUCCGCAAUCUCCGGGUUCUGUGAAUACCGCGAAGAGUGUUGCGGACGAUUCGGAUCUUUGCCCCAGUACUUUCAUGGAAUCUCAGUCUGACCCCGUCGAAGAAGCCGUCUCCCUGGCCGUCCUUCAAUUCCUCGAGGGCUCCCAGAAGCACCUGAAUGACCGACUGAAAGUGCAGCUCCAGACGCAAGCUGAGAUUCUCGACGAAGCUAAAGAGUACACCAACCAAACAUUGCUGCGAACGCGCGCUAAGGAGAUGGAGCACCAGGCGCAGAUGGAGCAGCGGGCUAAGGAUGCCGAGCGGCGCACCAAAAAACUCGAAGAGUUCCUUGCCCGUCAUGCUUGC